CGCGCCCGGCGGCGGCGGCGGUGCUUUACGGCCCGGCCAUGGCGGAGGGAGAGCGGGCGGGGAACGGCGGCGGCGCCGGCCCCGGGCGGCCCCCGAGCUCCGCCGACAUAGAACGGGCCGAGGAGCUCAAGGCCCGCGCCAACGAGUUCUUCAAAGGCAAGGACUACGAGAACGCGGUGAAGCUGUACAGCAGCGCCAUCGAGCUGAACCCCUGCAACGCCAUCUACUAUGGCAACCGCAGCCUGGCCUACCUGCGCACCGAGUGCUACGGCUACGCGCUGGCCGACGCCACGCGCGCCCUGCAGCUGGACAGCAAGUACGUCAAGGGCUACUACCGGAGAGCGGCCAGCAACAUGGCCCUGGGCAAGUUCAAGGCUGCCCUGCAGGACUACGAGAUG
Molecule: messenger RNA, 398 nt
Organism: Pyrgilauda ruficollis (rufous-necked snowfinch)
Lineage: Eukaryota; Metazoa; Chordata; Aves; Passeriformes; Passeridae
Product: serine/threonine-protein phosphatase 5-like
Exons: 2
Molecular function (GO): protein binding
Source: RefSeq, a predicted model, not a curated record